AUGUCAACGCCGACACAACCCUCCGCUGCUGGCGAGCACUCUGAUCAUGUGUACCUCGUAACGCCCCGGGAACAGAAAACGCAGGCAAAUGGAACCAAACCUGUGCAUCAGGACUCGGAUGAUCAUCGUGAUCAUACAAAGGAGGCAUACCGUUUGUUCAACGUCUGGAAAGAUGUACGAUCAACAUCAGAAACCCAGACAGACCUUACAACUAACCCCCCAGUACAGGUGGCGCUAGGCCCAAACAUUAGCUACAGUCUCCAAGUACAUCCCAGCGGCGGGCGAGCGCAGACUCCAAGCCCGGUAUUUCACACACCGCGCAUUCCCUGGUAUCGCCAGCGGUACCAUCUUCCUGCAUCAUUCGACCUAUACGCAGGAGGCACAGUGAUCCGCAGCAGCAAGGACCCCCAGCCAGCGCCUGAACACCUGCGCUCGCGUAUCCAUUACCGUGGUGUUGAGGGUAUCUUCACACUUCGCGUGGAUGCCGAUAUCCUCUCUCAGCCUGAUGGUGCAAGCGAACCUGUCAAGCGGUGUUCUGUGAGAAUAGCCCGCAAGGGAAUUGGUAGAACGUAUAGUGUUCAGAUUUAUCAGCAUGGAUCUGGAUCAGUGCAGAAAUUCUGCUGGAAGGGAUCCAAGGCUGCGCUGUCGCUUGUUGAGGACAGGGAGCACGAUGGGAAUGGGAAUCUCAAGUUUUUUGCGGCGGAUAGGCCGCAGGAGAUCCUAGCUGUCUGGAAGAAUCGGACUGACCGGCGGAUUUUGGGGGUGUUGAGCGUGCUGGCGACACUGGAUGAGGGUCCGGAUGGGCUGCUCGAGGCGCUGGUGGUCAGUUGUUUGGCGGUUGUGCUUGCAGAGAGGUUGUCUGGUCGGGGAUGGCUAGGUGGAUUGGGGAGGUCCAGUGGUUAG
This is a messenger RNA of Penicillium riverlandense, 903 nucleotides long. RefSeq lists its product as uncharacterized. The transcript has a single exon. The record is from RefSeq and is a predicted model, not a curated record. NCBI's taxonomy places the organism in Eukaryota, Fungi, Ascomycota, Eurotiomycetes, Eurotiales, Aspergillaceae. The coding region runs from base 1 to 903 and encodes 300 amino acids.